AUGCUCAGGGUUCUUGUGCUUGCAAUUCUUGUUCUUGGCGGAUAUUGUCAUGAGGAUGACAUCCGCUAUCUUGAAGACAAUGAAAAUGGACGGGUGGUAGGAGGAACUAAUGCAGCAAGGAACGCCUGGCCCUGGCAGGUUUCUCUUCAGUAUCUGUCUGGCGGCAAUUGGUACCACACUUGUGGGGCUUCCCUGAUCCGUGCUAACCGCGUGCUGACCGCUGCUCAUUGCGUGGACAGAACUGUUUCUUUCCGUGUGGGCCUCGGAGAAUACAGUCUUAGUGCUAAUGAUGGCACUGAACAGUACAUUUCAGUCUCUUCCAUCAGGAAACACGCUAGCUGGAACACCAACAAUGUUGCUGCUGGAUAUGAUAUUGCUAUCCUGUGGCUGGCUUCCAGUGCUACCCUGAACAGUGCUGUAAAAGUGGCCACUCUGCCAGCAAGUGGAGCUACCCUGGCCCACAACUACAACUGUGUCGUUACUGGAUGGGGAAGAACCAGCACUGGUGGAGCUCUUGCAACUAUUCUCCAGCAAGCCACUUUGCCCGUCGUUGCCCACUCAACCUGCUCUCUCAGCUCUUGGUGGGGUACUACUGUCAAGACCACCAUGGUCUGCGCUGGUGGAGAUGGAGUCAAGUCUUCCUGUAAUGGUGAUUCUGGUGGACCCCUUAACUGCGCUGUCAAUGGUGUGUACCAAGUCCAUGGUAUUGUCAGCUUUGGUUCUUCUCUUGGAUGCAACUACUACCGGAAACCAUCCGUGUUUACCAAAACCUCCUCUUACAUCCCCUGGAUCAACAGCGUAAGUGACUAA
Molecule: messenger RNA, 810 nt
Organism: Bufo gargarizans (Asiatic toad)
Lineage: Eukaryota; Metazoa; Chordata; Amphibia; Anura; Bufonidae
Product: chymotrypsin-like elastase family member 1
Exons: 7
Coding region: 1-810 (269 amino acids)
Biological process (GO): proteolysis
Molecular function (GO): serine-type endopeptidase activity
Source: RefSeq, a predicted model, not a curated record